Molecule: messenger RNA, 1653 nt
Organism: Chaetomium strumarium
Lineage: Eukaryota; Fungi; Ascomycota; Sordariomycetes; Sordariales; Chaetomiaceae
Product: Adaptor complexes medium subunit family-domain-containing protein
Exons: 3
Coding region: 1-1653 (550 amino acids)
Biological process (GO): intracellular protein transport; endocytosis
Cellular component (GO): clathrin adaptor complex; cytoplasmic vesicle
Source: RefSeq, a predicted model, not a curated record
AUGAACGGCGUCAUUGAGGUGCUGCACAUCUACGACGAGCACAACGUCCUGGUUCUGUCGCACACAUACACAUCGCGGCCGCUAGCGGCGAAUCACCUGCUGCCCCUCUAUCUGGCGCACCCCGUCCCACGGCCGAACCUCAUCUACCUUCCCAAUACAAACCCACCGACGCUCAUCUUUAGUCUCGCCCAUGCCAACCUCCUCUUCCUCCUGACCACCUCGUCCGAGGUCGAGCCGCUGCUCGUCCUCGAGUUUCUCCACCGCGUCGUCGACUCGUUCGAGGAGUUCCUCGGUGCGCCGCUACUAGCGCACAAGAUUGAGGCCAACUACGAUGUCGUCGCCCAGCUGCUGACCGAGAUGUGCGAUGCCGGCGCCAUCAACACCACCGAGCCGAAUGCGCUGCGAGACCUGGUCGAGGUGGAGGGUUUCAUGGACAAGCUGCUGGGGAAUCUGAACCUGCCCACGAAAGCCAGCAAACCCGGUUUCAGCACCGGCUUCGGCAAUAGCUCGAGCGCGCCGCCCCUCAUCCAGAACAGCACGCCAGCCCUCCCCUGGCGGCGAGCCAACGUGCGGCACACGUCUAACGAGCUCUACGCCGACGUCAUCGAGACACUCUCCGUCACGCUCGCGCCGUCGGGCAGACCUCUCGCGGCCUUCGCCAACGGCACGAUAGCCUUCACCUCCAAGGUCUCCGGUGUGCCCGAUAUCGUCAUGACACUCACCAGCCCCUCGGGGAAGCACAACCUAAAGAACAUCAUCGACCUGCCUGUCUUCCACCCCUGCGUGCGGCUCGCGCGGUGGCGGGAGCAACCGGGCGUGCUGAGCUUCAUUCCGCCCGACGGGCGGUUUACGCUUGCUGGGUACGAGGUCGACCUCAUGCCGUUUACGGACGGUGGGGUGGCGAGCCUGGGGUCGAACCCGCUCAAGUUACCUGUGACCGUAGAGGUCAAGACGGGCCUUGGGCCUACGGGUUCGGACUUCGAGGUCAGGCUUCAGGUAAACAGAGUGUUUGGCUCGUCCGGGACCACGCAGUCAGGCAGGGGAGGCGGACCGGGUGGUGGUAGAGGGGUUGGGGGCCCGAAUCCAGGAACCCCGGCAUCGCCGGCGUUGCAGGAUCUCAGUGUCUCGGUACCGCUGCCCGCCGAAGUGAGAAAUCUCUCCGAGAUUCGACCUACGAAAGGCGACGCCAACUACAAUCCCGGGGAGCGGGCACUGGAGUGGACCAUCUCCAACAAGGAGCUGACGCAGGGUACGGCCUCGUUCGCGCUACGGUGUACCGUAGUUGGGCAGAUGACCGACGGGGAGGAUGAGGACCCCGACCCAACAGGUUUUGGAUUCGGCGCAGGCGGCAGCAGCGCCUAUGCUUAUGACGAGCCAUACCAGAGCGCCUCGCCUGUUACCAAACCAACCGGCACGGUGGCGGACACAGGAGGAGGGGACAGGGAUGAGCGGAGGACUGCCCAAAAUAAGACCCUCAUGCCCAGCUCGGCUUCGGUCAGCUUCACUAUCAAGGGGUGGCUGGCCAGCGGGAUCAAGGUGGAGAGCAUCCAAGUCGACGCGAGGAAGAGUAGGGGGAUUGGAGAGGGUGUGAAGCCGUAUAAGGGGGUCAAGUACUUGACUGUCAGUAAGGGUGGGGUAGAGAUUCGGUGCUGA